Messenger RNA from Desarmillaria tabescens, 2801 nucleotides. Its product is annotated as SPX domain-containing protein. Gene Ontology annotation, molecular function: phosphate transmembrane transporter activity. The record is from RefSeq and is a predicted model, not a curated record. Bases 186 to 2732 code for a protein of 848 amino acids. Gene Ontology annotation, biological process: phosphate ion transport; polyphosphate metabolic process; transmembrane transport. Lineage: Eukaryota; Fungi; Basidiomycota; Agaricomycetes; Agaricales; Physalacriaceae. Gene Ontology annotation, cellular component: membrane. The transcript has 14 exons.
GUUCAAGCAGUGUCAUUGAUUGGUAAAAUGGCUGGAAGUAAAUAGAACCACGUGGAAUGGCUUGCUGCCACACCCGAAUUCAGCGACAAACGUCCAUGUACCCUGUAACUCCUUAACGGUGACUCGACAGCUUCAUCCCGUCUUGACACCAGAAUCGACUCUAACAAAAAUUUUACGAACCGGCCAUGAAGUUCAGCUCUUCGUUAAAAUUCAAUGCCGUAUCUGAAUGGUGGGAUGAAUACAUUGCGUAUGAAACCCUGAAAAAAUACAUCUACCAGCUCGAGAAGCAGCAGAGUGAAUUGGAUCAUUCUUACCAUGAUUUGGAGUCAAACGAAACCGCGUCCCUGGUAGGCCGUCAAGGUACAGCUACUGAUGCCGUUUUCAUUCCGUUACUCGACCGGGAGCUCAAGAAAAUAAUGCUUUUCUAUGAGGCGCAGGAGAAAGAUUUGUUGGAGGAACUUCAAGAGCUGGAGAAUCUAGUUCUACAGCAAGAGGAGGUGGGAUACGACGAUGGAAAUUAUUAUAUGGAUGAUGGGAUAUACGAUGAAGACGACGACGACGACAGCGAGCUGGGACAUAGUGCUGACCCCACGCAUCGACGACGCCGGUCGUCUACUUCGAGACAACGUCGGAAUUCAUCUGCGCUGCGAGCUGGAAUUCCGGAGGAGUCCCCUACUCGUCACAGAUAUAGUAUAUCUAGCGACGAAUACAACGGCCUUGAACAAAGCACCUCGUCUCUCCGGAACGAUUCAAAGACGAAACGUGCGCUGAGCAAGAUCACGAAUCACCUUCCCUUUAUGGGUAGCACAGCGACAUCAGCGUUGCCUGAAACAAUAUGGACCGCGAAGACGAAUUUUGCGUACGACACACGACUGCUGUAUAAACGUCGGAUCACCACACUGUACACCUCAUUUACGUCGUUGAGAUCUUACGUAGAGAUAAACUAUGCGGGAUUUCGGAAGAUAUUAAAAAAGUACGACAAGGUCUUAUACGGUGAGCUCAAAGACCGAUAUCUUCACGAAGUCGUGGAAAUGGCACAACCUUUCACCCAAGAGUCUAAAGACAGACUCAAUGAUGCCAUUGCGCAUCUGGUGGAUUUGUAUACGAAGUGUGUAACUCGCGGCGACAUAUACGCUGCCAAGCAACAGCUGAGAUUGCAUCAGCGGGAACAGAUCGCAUGGGAACGAGAUACUGUUUGGCGGCAGAUGAUUGGUCGUGAACGACGGGGCGAGGGUGAUGGGCCCAAAGCCAUCGGAGUGGACGUACUCAAAGAGGAUGAGGACGUCGUCGACGUCUCUACUCCAGUCGGCCGAUUGAAACUUUCUAAAAAGUUGCUAUGGGUUUUAGCAUCUUCGGCCAUCUUUGUCACUAUGUUGAAUGUUCAGUUCAUUGAGGGUGAAGCAGCCAACCGGUGUCUUGCCAUCCUUGUGUUCUGUACAAUAUUAUGGGCCACAGAGGCCAUUCCGUUAUUCGUCACGUCAAUGACAGUCCCCAUACUCGCGGUUUGUUUACGUGUCAUAAGAGACGACAAUGACGAACGCCUUGCACCUCCUGCUGCUACUAAAUAUAUAUUUUCAGUCAUGUUCUCUCCGACAAUAAUGCUUCUCAUUGGUGGGUUCACGAUAUCGUCCGGGCUCAGCAAAACGAAUAUCGAUCGGAUACUAAUUACACGCGUUUUGAGCCUGGCCGGAACUAAGCCAAGAACCGUUCUUCUGGCGUUCAUGGGCGUGUCCUGUUUCGCCAGUAUGUGGAUAAGUAAUGUGGCAGCACCAACGUUAUGUUUCACGCUCAUUCGUCCCAUUCUACGAACAUUACCACCUAAGGCCUCCUUUGGACCGUGUCUAAUUCUGGGAAUUGCCCUGGCGGCCAACAUCGGUGGUCAAAGUUCGCCCAUAUCCUCACCCCAGAAUUUGAUUGCCUUGGAGAAGAUGGAUCCCCCUCUCGACUGGGCCAAAUGGUUUGCUGUCGCGUUACCCGUGUCUGCCAUUUCGAUCCUCCUAAUAUGGGGCCUUCUUCUGGCAUCAUACCGGCCCGCUGAGUCACCAGAUGGUGAUGGUGAAAUCGAGAUAAAGACGAUCAGACCCACACGGGAAGCCUUCACAGCGAAGCAGUACUGGGUGUCAUUCGUCUGUCUUUUCACCAUCGCGCUUUGGUGUGUAGCCCAUGAGAUUGAGUACUACGUGGGUGAUAUGGGCGUAAUUGCGCUCAUUCCGAUCAUUGCGUUCUUUUCAACGGGCGUAUUGAAGAAGGAUGACUUCGAACAAUUUGCUUGGACGAUCGUGUUCCUGGCGAUGGGUGGGAUUGCCCUCGGCAAAGCUGUAAUGUCGAGCGGUCUUCUUGAGGUGAUGGAUAUCAUAAUUCGUGACAUGGUUGAUGGAUUCAGUUUGUACACUGUUGUCAUGAUCCUGUCUCCUAUCGUGCUGGUUGUAUCCACUUUCAUCAGUCACACUAUUGCCAGUGUACUUCUGGUGCCCAUCGCCGCGGAAGUUGGCUCGAGCCUCGAGGGUAAUCCUAAGAAUCUUCUCAUCUUCAUCACUGGCCUCAUCUGUUCCGCUGGUAUGGGAAUGCCUGUUUCUGGUUUCCCGAAUCAGACGGCAGCGACACAGGAGAACGAGCUGGGUGAACUUUAUCUAAGUAACGUGGACUUCUUGAAGAACGGCGUGCCGGCCAGCAUUAUUGCCACCCUUGUUGUGUCAACUGUUGGCUUUAUACUAAUGAAGGCCAUUGGGUGAGUGCUCGUGCCAGCCUCGUGUCUUUUUAUCACUGACGUCCUCCGAAGUCUCUGAUGUGAUAUAUAGAGA